AUGGACUCCGUUGCCGCGCACAGCUACUUGACUGCUAUAUUUCGGAUGAUUACGUUGCAAUAUGAGAAUCGUUAUCUUGGAGAAAUUAUCUUGAUUGGAAAUUUCGUUGGUAGAGUUGUUAAUGCAAAUAUCCGUAUCAAGAUAGCUAAAACGGUCACAACAGUCUCUUGGGACAGCCGUGUAUCACCGGAAUUAAUUGCGUUUUGUUUAAGUAUGCUCCCAACCGCUGUUCUACUUGCUAUUUCCUCUAAACCGGGAGAUAAGACCUUCCCAUCCCUGUGCGCUUACACGAACAGCCAUCGGUACUUCCUUGCGUUUGCCAUUCCGAUACGUGGGUCUCUGGGAUAUAUAUUCUAUGAACACAAAAAGCACUGGAAAGUUGGCACUGUCGUCAAAGUACCACUUAAAGACGGCCUUACGCACUUCUUUCUUGUGGCCUGUGUCUAUGGUCCUGCGGGCUGGAUUUGGUAUAGCAAAGAAGCAUCUCUAGCCCAAAUCCCACAGUGCAUCGCUCUUGCUGCUAAUGUCAUCUUCGGAAGUCGGGCUGUACUCAACCUUCGGCUAGUCACAAAUCAGGGAGAGGUCGACUUCCUGCCUCACGUUCCUUCUCCAAGCCGAACACCGAGCCCACUGACGUUCAGUACGAGGGUAGAGGACGAGGAGGUUGACAUGGAUGUCCCCACAGGAACAGGAAUCAGCGGCGGCACUGAUGUUACUGUCGUCGGAAGUUUGGAUGGUUCUGACAACAGACGCACGCGGACCAUACGGUUUGCCGAUGAUAUCAGAGCCUGA
Coniophora puteana RWD-64-598 SS2 is the source of this 792-nucleotide messenger RNA. RefSeq lists its product as uncharacterized. NCBI's taxonomy places the organism in Eukaryota, Fungi, Basidiomycota, Agaricomycetes, Boletales, Coniophoraceae. The coding region runs from base 1 to 792 and encodes 263 amino acids. The record is from RefSeq and is a predicted model, not a curated record. The transcript has 10 exons.